AUGUCAUCAAAUACUCAUCAAUCAAAAAAUAAAAAGCAACGGCGUAAAAAUGCUCGAGUUGCUCUACAACAGACACACCCACCUGAUAGUGAACAUGCUGAAGUUGAUUUAACUCAGGAAAUAUUAUCAACCGAGCAGAAGCAUGUAGAGACGACUGAUGUAGUCUUGAAACCCGAGACAAUACAACAACUCUCUCUUAUCACUGAUAGCCCAGUUGAGGAUAAAGCUCUAGCAGUAGUUUCGAAAUCUGAGGCAAGCUCAAAUGGAGCGGUAGCAGCGGCUGUGAUAGUUGACAAUGAGAAGAACGACUGUAUGCCAAAUGAGGAAAUGUUAUCGAGUUCACCUCGUCCAACACCCCCAACAGUCAGACGUCGUAUGAAACGUAAUCCAAUUGUAUCGGCCAUUCCAUUGUUACCUCCAAUUGAAAACAGCACUGGUCCACCACCGAAGCCAGCUCCCGGCACACUAGGCACUCCAACACAAGUCUAUGUUAAUCAUUUUCCGGUUAGCGUAGCACCAAAUAUAAUACUAUAUCAAUAUGAUGCUGUCGUAGAGAAGCCAAAUUUUCGGUCGCCAAACAUUUGGGAAGAAGUGCCAAGUCGUGAUCACCGUCGACGAUUUGUGGAAAAACUAGCUAAGAACAACGCAUUUGAUUUUACAUACUGGUAUGAUGAAGGUAAAUGUUUCUACUCAACAACCAAUAUAAGUAAACGCCAAUUUCCAUUAAUAUACACCCUUCCACCCGAUCAAAAUGAGAAUCUUCGUCUAUGUGUUCUUAAAUUAGCUGGUCAAUGGUCGACAGCAACAAUAACUGAUUAUCUUCGGUCGCCUAAUUCUGAUGUUCCAGCAAGUGCUGUUCGUAUACUAGAGACUUUACUCAAACAAGCUCUAUUACCCAUUAGUCACUGUGAAGGUUCAUUAUUCUAUCGAAAUGAACCUAAGCCAGACGUAAGUUUGCCAGAUGGUUUUGAAUUACGGUUAGGAUUUUUUCAAGCAUUAUGUUUAACACAAGCAGGAUUAACUCUUAAUUUGCAAACAACAUUAACUAAAUUCUAUCCCUAUGUCGAUGUACUUGAUUUUAUUGAAGUACAUUUAAACAAAGAUAUUCGAAAGUAUGGAAUGACAAUUAAUGAUUAUGAAAAAGUUAAAAUAGCAUUGCGAGGUUGUAAAAUAACUACAAGACAAUCGAAUUAUACACAGAUUUAUCAAAUUCGAAGUUUCUCUGAUGUACCCGAACGGCAGGUAUUUGAUUUUACGAAAGAAACCCAUGUGAACGGACAAAAUCUUAGUUCAUCUAUUAAAUAUAAUCUUAUUGAAUAUUACAAGUAUGAAAAGAAAAUCAAACUAGAUUAUCCAAAAUUACGUUGUUUGCAAUGUUAUUUUUUGCACGAACGACAUGAUCCAAAACAUUUACCAAUAGAACUCUGCCGAAUUCUUCAAUGGCAAGAAUGUGAACGUGAGUCUGCCUCGGAACAACGUAACCGGCAAAGCCAUUCAAUUCCAACACCUGAGCAACGUUAUAGAGAUAUAAUGUCAUCACUUAAAUCAUGUCAAUAUCGUGCACCACCAACAUUACCACUGUGUAAGGCUGUUCAAUUGUCAGUAGAUGAUAAAGAAAUGAAGUUAAUUAAAGCUCGAAUUCUUGAUCCUCCAGUAAUUAAUAAUAAUAAUGCUGAAAUUACGAUGGGUCGAAUAAAUUUAAAAGGAAGAUUUGUUGCACCGUUUAAAAUUACAUCAAUUACAUUUGUGUAUUUUGGUCCAAUAGUAUCCCCAUUACCUGCACCAAAAAAAGAAUUAAUGGAAAAAUUUGUAACUUCUUUUAACAAAAUGGCUACAGCAUUUCGUUUAGGACCAAUUCAGACUUGCACGAAAGACGUUGUUCACAUAGUAGAGAAUGAAGAAAAUCAUGAUAAGAAUUUAGCUGCUAUUAACACUUGUUUUUCGAGAAGAGAAAAGCAAAAAUGUCAACUAGUUGUCUGCAUUAUGGAUAGUAGCUGGAAUGAAUUACGAGCUAAUAUUAAACAAAAUGGAACUGUUACAUAUGGUAUAGCAACGCAAUGUUUAUUAUAUUCCAAACUUCAAGAACAAAUGGAUAAAUUUCAGCGUAGACCACGUGGUCAUCCUGAUCGUAUAUUAGAUAACAUGUGCGAGAAUUUAUUACGAAAAAUUAAUUUUAAAUUGCAAGGUAUUAAUACACAAGUUGACUUACAUAUCAAAACAAUUGCUAGCAGUGGCGUUGCAUCAGCGAAGCCAAAGAAGGAAGAUGCAUGGCAAUUUAUGGGUGCUGAUGUUAUUCAUCCUGUAUGUCGCCAAGAUAAACCAUCAAUUGCGGCCGUUGUUGGUUCAGGUGAUUCAAUAUGUUCAACAAGUGCUGUUCGAGUUUGUAAACAAUGGCCGAAAACUGGUAAAUGUGCUAUUGAAGCUAUUAUCGACUUGCGACAGAUGGUAGGUGAGCUAUUGGAAUAUUAUCGGGGAUCGAACGACGAUCGAUUACCAAAUAAAAUUGUCUUCUAUAGAGAUGGAGUGGACGAUGGGCAAUUUGCACGUGUUCUUAAUUUUGAAAUUCCACAGAUAAAAGAAGCUUUUAAAGAUGUCUAUGAAAAUCAACCAUUACCAUUGUUGACUUUUAUUGUUGUAAAAAAGCGUCACCACACACGAUUUUUCAUAGUGAAUGAUCGAAAUGAAACAGCUAACAUUUCUCCUGGACUUGUUGUUGAUACAGAUGUUGUACAUCCUGGUCAAUUUAGUUUUUUUCUCAAUUCCCAUAAAGCACUUCAAGGCACAAAUCGUCCAGCACUUUAUCAUGUUCUUUAUGAUGAAAUCAAAUUUACUGCCGAUGAAUUACAAUUAUUAACUUAUUAUUUAUGUUUUACUGAUCCACGUUCAUCAACAAGUGAGGCUAUUCCAUCGCUUAUUCAUCAAGCUGAUUUAGCUGCAAGUAACGCCAGGGAUCUUUUUCCUGAAACUGAUACUUCAACAACUGAUGGUUAUGCAGCUGAUGCACUUGAAGAACCAACACUUAUCGAUGUUGCUACAGAACAUUUACGUGUCCAUGAAAAUAUGCGUGAUACGCCUCAUUUCGGAUAA
Messenger RNA from Rotaria socialis, 3087 nucleotides. NCBI's taxonomy places the organism in Eukaryota, Metazoa, Rotifera, Eurotatoria, Philodinida, Philodinidae. The record is from the annotation of a GenBank genome assembly.